AUGUAUCCGGCACCAACCGAGGUCAAGGCGGAGGCCAAGGCGGAGGUCAAGGUGGAGGCCAAGGCGGGACGGCCGGCCAACGCCGAGGACGACAGCGUGGAGGAGCAUGCGCACGGGCAUGGCAAUGCUGGACCACGGCUUGGGCUGCUGACCAAAGAGGUUGUGGCGAGCAUUGCUGAUGCGGACCACAACGUCAUGAUUGCCUUCUCUAACUAUCUGUUCAAAGACCUGGCUCUCAAUCUGUAUCUGGGGGCUGAGGAGGCCGGCAUCUCCAACAUCCUUGUCUGCGCCUUUGACGACAAGCUUGAGGAGUAUCUGGUGGGCAUGGGCGUGCCUGUGGCGCUCCUUGACGCUGAAGUUGUGUUUGCCGACUCGGACCAUUUGCGGUCGGCGACGUUCAAGCAGCUCAACCGGCUCAAGUACGCGGUCAUUACUGAGAUUGUCUCGUGGGGCUACUCGGUGCUUGCGACCGACGUCGAUGCUGUGGUCAUGCGCAACCCGUUUCCGUGGCUCAAGCUCUACGGCCAGCACACAGACAUGAUGCUCUCGACGGACCGAAUUCAUGCGCCGGACAUCAGCGACGGGCCGGACAACGAGAAGCAGAACUACUUGCACUACUACUGCAUCGGGAUCAUGUACAUCCGGCCGACACCGGCGUCGAACGCGUUCCUUUCGGCGUGGGUCGACGCCAUGCACGCCGACCUCGACAUUCUCGACCAGGCUGCGCUCAUGCAGUUGAUGAACGAAGGCUUUGAGCGGACGGACCGACUCUCGCGAGUCUCGCUAGUGUGGAACAAGCGGUUGCGGACGGCCGACCUACCGACGCUGCUCUUCUGCAACGGGCACGUGUUCUACACACAGCGGCUCCCGCAGCGGCUCGGGUUCUUCCCGUUCAUGGCCCAUUCGACGUUCCAGUUUGGGCGGAUGGACGGCAAGAUCAUGGCCAUGCGGCAGCAUCAGCUCUUCCACGACCCACCCGAGUACUACCGCGGCAAGUUCCUGGCCUUUGACCUCAAUAUUCCGUCGGACAUGCUCGAGCCCGAGUUUGUGCCGUCCAAGGCUGUGCCGACCAAGCACAUUGCGCUGGGCAAGCUGCAGGUGGCGCAGGUGAUGCAAGCCUUUGCCCUUGCGCGCGCCAUGGGCCGCAUCCUCAUUCUCCCGCGGGUCCAGUGCCUUUGCGACACGUACUGGUGGUUCCUCGGCGACGGUUGCAUGCUGAGUGGGACCAAAGACAUGGGCUUCCCCACCGCCUGCCCUCUCGACCACAUCCUCAACCCGUAUCACCUCCGGGUCGACUCGGGCCUCGAUUUUCGCGAGUCGAGCUUCCUGGAGAACCCCAAGGUUCCGGCGUCGCUCCUCCGCUCGCGGGUGACCGUCACCUUUUGCGCCGACUGCGAGGCCGACGCAGCCCACGCCGCCGACGAUCUCGACGCCGACGCCGACUCGCACUUUUCGCUCGACCCUUCCGGCCAAGUGGUGGCCCACGACAACGACGUGCUCCACUUCCACGCGCCGACUUCGGACGCCGGCUGGGCCAAGCGGCUUGCCGACUACGACGAUGUGGCCGUCAUCCACUUUUCGUCUGUCGACAAGGCCCUGACCGGCCUCGUCAAGUCCGGUGACGUAGACUAUUUUAAUCGGGCGUACUUUAAGAGCGCUGCCGCCUGGUGCUGCGCUGAGGACAUCGGCGCCAUCAAGCUCGUCUACGAUAACGACCUGUUUAGUCUCGCUCCCUGAGCCGCGCCGAACGCCGUGUCGAGCGCCGCGCCGGCGGAGGGCUUUGCGCCUUUCGCGCCGGCGAGCGUGCUGCCCGCUUGCGCGAAGGUCGAGGCUGCGGCGACGGUGAGCGUGCCGGCUCGCUUCUUGCACAAGACUUGGUAAAGGCAUUGACGAUGG
Messenger RNA from Thecamonas trahens ATCC 50062, 1896 nucleotides. RefSeq names its product glycosyltransferase family 77 protein. Gene Ontology annotation, molecular function: arabinosyltransferase activity. Gene Ontology annotation, biological process: cell wall pectin biosynthetic process. The coding region runs from base 1 to 1737 and encodes 578 amino acids. The record is from RefSeq and is a predicted model, not a curated record. The transcript has 3 exons. Gene Ontology annotation, cellular component: Golgi apparatus. NCBI's taxonomy places the organism in Eukaryota, Apusomonadida, Apusomonadidae.